Molecule: messenger RNA, 1384 nt
Organism: Pelodiscus sinensis (Chinese soft-shelled turtle)
Lineage: Eukaryota; Metazoa; Chordata; Testudines; Trionychidae
Source: RefSeq, a predicted model, not a curated record
GACACCUGCUGAGGGGUGGGGAGGGUCAGACAGAGCCUUGCUCCAGAGCCCCCGGCCCAGCGGCGGAGGGAGUCAGAGCCCCCGGCCCAGGAGCGGAGGGAGUCAGAGCCCCCGGCCCAGCGGCGGAGGGAGUCAGAGCCCCCGGCCCAGGAGCGGAGGGAGUCAGAGCCCCCGGCCCAGCGGCGGAGGGAGUCAGAGCCCCCGGCCCAGGAGCGGAGGGAGUCAGAGCCCCCGGCCCAGCGGCGGAGGGAGUCAGAGCCCCCGGCCCAGGAGCGGAGGGAGUCAGAGCCCCCGGCCCAGCGGCGGAGGGAGUCAGAGCCCCCGGCCCAGGAGCGGAGGGAGUCAGAGCCCCCGGCCCAGCGGCGGAGGGAGUCAGAGCCCCCGGCCCAGGAGCGGAGGGAGUCAGAGCCCCCGGCCCAGCGGCGGAGGGAGUCAGAGCCCCCGGCCCAGGAGCGGAGGGAGUCAGAGCCCCCGGCCCAGCGGCGGAGGGAGUCAGAGCCCCCGGCCCAGGAGCGGAGGGAGUCAGAGCCCCCGGCCCAGCGGCGGAGGGAGUCAGAGCCCCCGGCCCAGGAGCGGAGGGAGUCAGAGCCCCCGGCCCAGCGGCGGAGGGAGUCAGAGCCCCCGGCCCAGGAGCGGAGGGAGUCAGAGCCCCCGGCCCAGCGGCGGAGGGAGUCAGAGCCCCCGGCCCAGGAGCGGAGGGAGUCAGAGCCCCCGGCCCAGCGGCGGAGGGAGUCAGAGCCCCCGGCCCAGGAGCGGAGGGAGUCAGAGCCCCCGGCCCAGCGGCGGAGGGAGUCAGAGCCCCCGGCCCAGGAGCGGAGGGAGUCAGAGCCCCCGGCCCAGCGGCGGAGGGAGUCAGAGCCCCCGGCCCAGGAGCGGAGGGAGUCAGAGCCCCCGGCCCAGCGGCGGAGGGAGUCAGAGCCCCCGGCCCAGGAGCGGAGGGAGUCAGAGCCCCCGGCCCAGCGGCGGAGGGAGUCAGAGCCCCCGGCCCAGGAGCGGAGGGAGUCAGAGCCCCCGGCCCAGCGGCGGAGGGAGUCAGAGCCCCCGGCCCAGGAGCGGAGGGAGUCAGAGCCCCCGGCCCAGCGGCGGAGGGAGUCAGAGCCCCCGGCCCAGGAGCGGAGGGAGUCAGAGCCCCCGGCCCAGCGGCGGAGGGAGUCAGAGCCCCCGGCCCAGGAGCGGAGGGAGUCAGAGCCCCCGGCCCAGGAGCGGAGGGAGUCAGAGCCCCCGGCCCAGGAGCGGAGGGAGUCAGAGCCCCCGGCCCAGGAGGGAAGGGAGUCCCUGGCGGGCUGGAGCCGUGCAAUACCCGCUGCUCCGGGACAGCCCUCCCGCCAACUCGCUGGAGCAGCACACCACUUGGGAUGAGGCCCUGGGCCCCGGGAAACACUGA